AUGCGGGGCCCCCUUUGGCGCGUGGCAAUUGCUACUCUUGCUACGUGGUUAAUCCGGCACUGGCUGAAGGGCGUUUCGAAAAUGUCCAAACGGGACCUAUCCCGAAUCGCCGCAUUGUGUUCAAUCGUUGUCUAUUACACACCGUUAAAGGACGUGUCGCGGAUAGUGUUGUGUUGCUCUUCGCGCUGCGCAGAGCCCUUUGAGAGGCUCAAGCAGCUUGAUAAAGAUCGGUCGACUAAAAGGUUGCCA
Iphiclides podalirius (scarce swallowtail) is the source of this 249-nucleotide messenger RNA. NCBI's taxonomy places the organism in Eukaryota, Metazoa, Arthropoda, Insecta, Lepidoptera, Papilionidae. The record is from the annotation of a GenBank genome assembly.